AUGGCCGCCCCCAUAGCGCAAGGAAUGUUCACCCUAAUGGGAAUGAAAGUCGUGUCGCAUGUUGCCUGUGUCACCUUAGAAUCCGAUUCACUUCCAGAAACUCCAAACAUGCCAAGGGCUGGAAGAAAGAAGAAACGCUUAGUGCGACGUCCGCGCAGUUAUAAAAUGGAUGUCGAUCCUCAACCAACUACCUCUCAAAAUAAGCCAGAUAGCAGAAUGGAAUGGGACGGAGCAGAAUCUUGUCUUUCGUCAACAAGCGAAAGCGAAGGAAACACUGCUGCUGAUGCUGACGAUGAACAAAGCGACUGGGUCGGGUACGCCCCCUCCGUGACCGAGGGUGACUUUGAUCCACUAGACGAGCGCCGAGGUCGUCGACUGCAGCAAAAGUUACAAAUGUCUCAGUUGCAACGACGUCUGGAAAGAUUUGCGCUUGAGGGUGGUCGAGGAGAAAUGGGCAUCGAGUUUCGCAUUAAGGAUCGACCAAAUUCAAUUCAGUUCAAUCGCAUGUUGUUACACUAUCGCCUAGAAGUUGUCAAACGUCAGCGUGGUACGGUAGUAAUCCGAAAGAAAAACAACUCGUGCAAUAAGGUCCCAGAAUACGAG
Messenger RNA from Ostertagia ostertagi, 603 nucleotides. Lineage: Eukaryota; Metazoa; Nematoda; Chromadorea; Rhabditida; Trichostrongylidae. The record is from the annotation of a GenBank genome assembly.